Molecule: messenger RNA, 1143 nt
Organism: Haliaeetus leucocephalus (bald eagle)
Lineage: Eukaryota; Metazoa; Chordata; Aves; Accipitriformes; Accipitridae
Product: G-protein coupled receptor 12-like
Exons: 2
Coding region: 1-1143 (380 amino acids)
Biological process (GO): G protein-coupled receptor signaling pathway
Cellular component (GO): membrane
Molecular function (GO): G protein-coupled receptor activity
Source: RefSeq, a predicted model, not a curated record
AUGCAUCUGCCCCAGCCUGGUUGCACAGGUCCCCCUGAGCACCCCCAGCCGCCGGUUCCUGGGGGUGCCGAGGGACCGGUGCUGCUGUCCCUGAGCGUUGUCCUUGAAGAGCGGGGCAGCCGAGCCACGCCACGCAGGAUCACCCCCCCUCCCUUCAGAUCCACCGCGUCCCUCGGCACAAGCGGUAAAAAUAAACCUUGCCCAGCCGCCUUUGCGAGCUGCCGGGGCCUGGCCGGCACCCAAGCUGCAUCCGCAAAACGACGCAGCCCCUGGGACAUCGCGCUGUGCGCGACGGGGACGGCGGUGGCGGGGGAGAACGCGCUGGUGCUGGCCGUGCUGUUCUACACGCCGAGCCUGCGGGCGCCCAUGUUCCUGCUGAUCGGCAGCCUGGCCCUGGCCGAUCUGCUGGCCGGGCUGGGGCUGGUGGCCAACUUCGCCGUGCGGUACCUGCUGCGGCCGCCCAGCGAGGCGGCGGAGCUGGGGGCGGCGGGGCUGCUGCUGGCCGCCUUCUCCGCCUCGGUCUGCAGCCUGCUGGCCAUCACGGUGGACCGCUACCUGUCGCUGUACAACGCCCUCACCUACCACAGCGAGCGCACGCUGGGCUUCACCUGCGCCAUGGUGCUGCUGAUGUGGGUGCUGUGCCUCGGCGUGGGGCUUCUGCCGCUGCUGGGCUGGAACUGCCUGCGGGACCAGAGCGCCUGCAGCAUCCUGCGGCCCGUCACCAAGGACAACGCGGCGGUGCUGGCCGUCACCUUCCUGCUCCUCUUCGCCCUCAUGAUGCAGCUCUACCUGCAGAUCUGCAAGAUCGCCUUCCGGCACGCUCAGCAGAUCGCCGUGCAGCACCAGUUCAUCGCCACGGCGCAGGCCACCUCCACCCGCAAAGGGCUCUCCACCCUCUCGCUCAUCCUCGGCACCUUCGCCCUGUGCUGGAUCCCCUUCGCCAUCUACUCCUUGGUGGCCGACUCCAGCUACCCCGCGGUCUACACCUACUCCCUGGCGCUGCCCGCCACCUGCAACUCCCUCAUCAACCCCAUCAUCUACGCCUUCAGGAACCCCGACAUCCAGAAGUCGCUCUGGCUGGCCUGCUGCGGGUGCGUCCCUUCCACCUUCUCCUCCAGACCAAGGACAUCCAGCGACGUGUGA